This is a messenger RNA of Pipistrellus nathusii (Nathusius's pipistrelle), 1614 nucleotides long. The record is from the annotation of a GenBank genome assembly. Lineage: Eukaryota; Metazoa; Chordata; Mammalia; Chiroptera; Vespertilionidae.
AUGCCCCGAAGGAAGCAAAGCCACCCGCAGCCCGUGAAAUGCGAGGGGGUCAAAGUGGACACCGAAGACUCCCUCGAUGAAGGACCGGGGGCCCUAGUGUUGGAGAGUGAUUUGCUGCUAGGCCAGGAUCUGGAGUUUGAGGAGGAAGAGGAAGAGGAGGAAGGUGACGGCAACAGCGACCAGCUCAUGGGCUUCGAGAGAGACUCAGAAGGAGACUCCAGGCCUGGGCCUCCCUACGGGCUGAGUGACGACGAGUCUGGGGGUGGUCGGGCGCUAAGUGCUGAGAGUGAAGUUGAGGAGCCAGCCAGGGGUCCAGGGGAGGCCAGGGGUGAGAGGCCAGGCUCAGCCUGCCAGCUGUGUGGGGGGCCGACAGGUGAGGGGCCGUGUUGUGGGGCAGGAGGGCCGGGUGGGGAGGCCCCGAUGCCCCCACGGCUACUAUACUCAUGUCGCCUCUGCGCCUUCGUGUCCCACUACUCGAGCCAUCUGAAGCGGCACAUGCAGACACACAGUGGGGAGAAGCCGUUCCGCUGUGGCCGCUGCCCCUACGCCUCAGCCCAGCUCGUCAACCUGACACGACACACUCGCACCCACACUGGCGAGAAGCCCUACCGCUGUCCCCACUGCCCCUUUGCCUGCAGCAGCCUGGGCAACUUGAGGCGGCACCAACGCACCCAUGCAGGGCCCCCCGCUCCUCCCUGCCCGACCUGUGGCUUCCGCUGCUGUGCUCCUCGUCCGACCCGGCCUCCCAGUCCCACAGAGCAGGAGGGGACAGUGCCCCGGGGACCUGAAGAUGCUCUGCUGCUUCCAGAUUUGAGCAUCCACGUGCCGCCAGGAGGUGCCAGUUUCCUGCCGGACUGUGGACAGCUGCGGGGUGAAGGGGAGGGCCUUUGUGGGACUGGAUCAGAACCACUGCCAGAGCUGCUGUUCCCUUGGACCUGCCGAAACUGUGGACAAGAGCUGGAGGAGGGCGAGGGUAGUCGGCUGGGAGCCGCCAUGUGUGGGCGUUGCAUGCGAGGAGAGGCUGGAGGUGCCAGUGGGGGACCUCAGGGCCCUAGUGACAAGGGCUUUGCCUGUAGCCUCUGCCCCUUUGCCACUCACUAUCCCAACCAUCUGGCCCGGCACAUGAAGACACACAGUGGCGAAAAGCCCUUCCGCUGUGCCCGCUGUCCCUAUGCCUCCGCUCACCUGGAUAACCUGAAGCGACACCAGCGUGUCCACACGGGAGAGAAGCCGUACAAGUGCCCCCUCUGCCCCUAUGCCUGUGGCAACCUGGCCAACCUCAAGCGUCACGGUCGCAUCCACUCUGGGGACAAACCUUUUCGAUGUAGUCUUUGCAACUACAGCUGCAACCAGAGCAUGAACCUCAAACGCCACAUGCUGCGGCAUACAGGCGAGAAACCCUUCCGCUGUGCCACCUGCGCCUAUACCACGGGCCACUGGGACAACUACAAACGCCACCAGAAGGUGCACGGGCAUGGUGGCACAGGAGGACCUGGCCUCUCUGCCUCCGAGGGCUGGGCCCCACCUCACAGCCCCACCUCUGUCUUGAGCUCUCGGGGUCCAACGCCCUUGAGCACCGCUGGUAGCCGGGCUCUCCAUACAGACUCACCCUGA